AUGGAUCUACUCAGUUUUGAUGCGAAAAAAGGCAAACGGGUCGGUCCGGUGGUCUUGACGCGAGAUGAUAUGAUUGAAGCUUUACAAGGGCAUUUAGUAGAAGCGUUUCUAGUUGGCGGCGCUGUAAAUGUGAGCGAAGAGAGUUUUGCGACGAUUCUAUAUGAGAUUGCGGGUUUCGGCCAAUUUCUUGAUGAUAUUCGUGAUGAGACGAUUCCGGCGAGUCAGAAGUGUUUUGGAAGUGAGGAGGAAGCGAGAAAAUGGACAGAAAAGAGCCCUGAGGUGCGGAUUUUGAUGCUGUUGCCCGAGGAGGUCGUGUUUUUAGCUGUUGAAUGGGAGGUGCUAGAAGUGAAACAAGGAAAACGAUUAUUGGGGAAAGAUGAACUUUGGGAGACUAUGUCGAAUCUCCAUGGAUCGAAGUUUUUUCAAUCCUACUGCGUCUACAGGCAUCUUAAAGAGAAUAAAUGGUGUGUUCGGAGCGGAUUAAUGUUUGGAUGCGAUUACUUGAUCUACUGCUUAGGACCGCAGUAUUAUCAUUCAUCGGCUGGGGUGUCGGUAUGCAACACUAUCAAUUCCCUUCAGCUUCUUACUUUAACUAGAAUUCUUUCGCAUAAUAAGAAAUCGUUGAUAUUGGCGAGCUGCCAACCACCAGAGGUCGUUGAUCGCUGUCUGAAGUAUGAGGACACGAAACAGGCGUUGGUGGAAAUUGUCACGCUAAAGACUUAUUUUUUGGAGCGCAAUGUUUCGAGGAUCUCAAAUAGCCCAAAUGAAUUAUAUGAAUUGAAUUUAUAA
Messenger RNA from Caenorhabditis bovis, 789 nucleotides. The record is from the annotation of a GenBank genome assembly. NCBI's taxonomy places the organism in Eukaryota, Metazoa, Nematoda, Chromadorea, Rhabditida, Rhabditidae.